Molecule: messenger RNA, 1241 nt
Organism: Pelagomonas calceolata
Lineage: Eukaryota; Pelagophyceae; Pelagomonadales; Pelagomonadaceae
Source: the annotation of a GenBank genome assembly
UGAAAAAUCAGUCGCAGGCGUAGCGCUCGCGCUGUGGCACCAAUCGCGCUGGAUCUGACAAGAAGGCCUUGCAGCCGCCAAGACCUGCGCGCGGGACCAGCAUGGCCGAGGACGAGGACGUAAGCGACUCAGGCAGCACAGCCAGCUCCAGCCGGCCACCCUCGCCGCGCGGCCAGUGGUGGCCCGAGCGCGCGCCGGCGCAGCAGCUGUCGCCGGCGUCCGUCGACCACCUCGCCCAGGCUGAGAGCUGGACGGCCGGCGCCGCCGCGCGCGUCGCCGCGGCGCAGUCGAACCGGCGACGCGGCGCCGGGCCCACGGUCUACCUGAACGUCUACGACCUCUCGAACGUCGGCGGCACGGAUCUUACGGGUACGUUAGCAUCGCUGAACCGCACGCUCAUGCGGUCCUGGGACGUCGGCUUAUUCCACGCGGGCGUCGAAGUAGCAGGUGUAGAGUACAGUUAUGGCUACUGCGAGGAGGGCACGGGCGUCUUCGCCUGCGAGCCGCGGGACGCGUGCGGCGCGAAGUUUCGGCAGGCCAUCCCCAUGGGCCGCGCGCCGUCCGACGCGCGCAUUAUUGAGAGAAGGCUCGCGCGGCUCGUGGCGACGUGGCCGGGCGACGCCUACGCCUUGCUGCAGCGCAACUGCUGCCACUUUUGCGAUGCGUUGUGUCGCUCGUUGGGCGUGGGGCCCAUCCCCGCGUGGGUCAACGGCCUGGCCGCGUCCGUGCGGGGGGCGACGGAGUUCUCGCUCUUCGGCGCAUCGCAGGCGCCGUCUCAAAGGGUCAAGCCCUCGGUCGCCGUCGAUGUCGACGACGCCGCGUCGGACGCGUCGUCGCAGCAGACGGGCACGACCGACGACGGCGAGCGCGCGGAGACGGACGACUCCUUCGACUCGGACGCGUCCGACCGGCGGCCGCCGCGCUGGUCCGUCGACGUGGGGCCCUUCGCGCUGGGGCGGGGCUGGGCGCCGGCGCCGACGCCGUCCGAGGAAUUGGGACGGCGCCACACGUCGCCCGAUAGACCAACGGUGCGUCAUACAAACGGCGCGGCGCCGGGCGACGGCGUGAGCGACUCGUCGGAGACGGACGAGGAGGCGUCGGCGAUCGCGCGGUGGCUCACGUAUCGCAGGUCGGUUGAGGAAGAAGAGCGGCGGACGUCUGCUAGGCCCAUCGUCGAGCGCGCCGUCGCCGAGGAACAGGCCGUCGAGACUCAUGUAUAAUAUGUUCUAAUGUACCCAGGC